Messenger RNA from Tympanuchus pallidicinctus (lesser prairie-chicken), 3191 nucleotides. Its product is annotated as D-threo-3-hydroxyaspartate dehydratase-like. Bases 839 to 2080 code for a protein of 413 amino acids. Gene Ontology annotation, biological process: D-serine catabolic process. The transcript is spliced from 8 exons. Gene Ontology annotation, molecular function: D-serine ammonia-lyase activity. Lineage: Eukaryota; Metazoa; Chordata; Aves; Galliformes; Phasianidae. The record is from RefSeq and is a predicted model, not a curated record.
GGCCGCCGGAGCCGCGCCGAGAGCAGCCACGGCAGUGAGGUGUCUCUGUUCCAAGUGUCCCAGCUGUCCCUGUCUCCGUGUGUCUCAGUCCCAGGUGUCACACACUCAAGUGUCCCUGUCCCAGAUGACUGAGGUGUUCCGUGUGUCCUGGCAUCAGAAAUCCCAGUCCCAGGUGUCCCUGUCUGCAAGUGUCCCUGUUUCCAAUGUCCCAGCUGUUUCCAGGUGUCCCUCACCCAGGUGACCCAGGUGUCUCUGUUCCCUUAUAUCCCCAUUCUGCUGUCCUUGUCCCAGGUGUGCUGUCCCUAGGUGUCCCCGUUCUUCAUGUCCCAGCUGUUGUUGUCCCCAGGUAUCCUAGACCCAAGUGCCCCUGACCCAGAUGUUCCUACUCCUGUUAUCCCAUGUGUCCUCAUCCCAGCUGUCCUGACCCAGGUGUUCCAGGUGUUCCAGUCCCACAUGUCCCUACUCCCAAUGUCCCACGUGUUCUUGUCCCAGCUGCCCUAUCACCCAGAGUCCCCAUUCCCAACCUUCCAGGUCACCCAGGUGUUCCAGGUGUCCCAGCAUCAGGAGCCCCUAUCCCCCAGCAUCCGUUUCCAAUCUUCCAGGUUUCCCACAACAUCCCAAAUGUCCCUGACCCGGCUGUUCCAGGUGUCCUAACAUCACAUCCCUCUCCCUCAGUGUCCCUGUUCCCAGUCUUCCAGGUGUCCCCGAGUGUCCCAGUGCCACAGCUGUCCUUAUCUCCUAAUAUCCCAGACCCAGGUGUUCUAACCCAGCUUGCAGGUCGAGAGUGGCGACCAGCAGCCCCGGAACCCCCUCAAAAAGUGUCUCCAGAAGAGUGGCCAUGUGGUUGGGCGCCCGCCUGGACACACUGCCCACCCCAGCACUGACCAUCGACCGCAGCACGGCGCGUCGCAACGCUGAGCGCAUGCGGGAGCACUGCCGGACCCUGGGCGUCCGCCUGCGACCCCACGUCAAGACCCACAAGACGCUGGAAGGCGGUUUGUUGGCCACCGGCGGCACGCGGCGCGGCAUCGCCGUCUCCACGUUGGCCGAAGCGCGUUUCUUUGCGGACGGUGGCUUUGAUGACAUCCUGCUGGCUUACCCAUUGCCCACCGCGCGGCUGGAGGAGUGCGCAGGGCUGGCGCAGCGCCUCGAAGCCUUCCACGUGCUGCUGGACCGCCCCGAGGCGCUGGCCUGCCUGCGGCAGCGGCCACUGGCCCAUGGCAAACGCUGGCUCGUCUGGCUGAAGCUCGACUGCGGCAACGGCAGAGCUGGCGUGCGCCCGACGGACCCUGCAGCCCUGGAGCUGGCCAGGGCCAUCGCCAACGAUGCACCCAAGGAAGUGACAUUGGUUGGGGUCUAUGCACACUGUGGGAACACCUAUGGCUGCAGUGGGGCAGACGCCAUCCAGGCCAUCGCCAGGACCACCACCAACGCUGUCCUCGGCUUUGUGGCUGCGCUGAGGCAGGCUGGUGUGCCCUGUCCCCACGCCAGCAUCGGCUCCACUCCCUCCUGCAGCCACCCCAUCCCUGAGAUGUCCCAACUCACCGAGCUGCACCCGGGCAACUACAUCUUCUACGACCUGCAGCAGACACAGCUGGGCUCCUGCCAGCCCCAGGACGUGGCCAUCCGUGUCCUCACGAGGGUUAUCGGGCACUACGCGCACCGAGGGCAGCUGCUGGUGGACUGUGGCUGGACAGCACUCAGCCUGCACGGGGCAGGAGCAGGACGGGGCGCCCAGGGCUGCGCUGCCAUCGAUGGGCACCCCGAGCUGCGGUUGGUGGGGCUGACGCAGGAGCACGGGCUGCUGGAGCACGCUGAUGGACAGAUGGAUUUUGGGAAGUUCCCCGUGGGCAGCGUGCUGGCGCUCAUCCCAUACCACGUGAGUGCUGUCCCCCAUCCCCUUGUCCCCAGUGUCACCCCGUGUGUCACCCUACUCUCCCCCACAGGCGUGUGCUACGGCGGCCAUGCACCCUGUGUACUACGUGCACGAGGAGGGGCAGGUGGUGGCCCUAUGGCACCCCGUGCGUGGCUGGUAGGGCCCCAUCCCACUGCCCAUAAUGAGGACCUGCGCCCACAGUGAGAUCCUAUAGCCAUAACGAGGUCCUGUGCCCACGAUGACAUCCUACACCCACGCCGAGUUCCUGCAGUCACACCGAGAUCUUGCAACCCUGCUGAGAUCCUCAUGGCCAGCACGAGAUCCUGCAACCACACUGGGAUCCUGCAGCCGUGCUGACAUCCUGUGAGCAUCACGAGGUUGUGGAGCCAUGAUGAGACCCUACAUCCAUGAUAAGAGACCCUACACCUAUGAUGAGAGACCCUACACCCAUGAUGAGAGACCCUACAUCCAUGAUGACACCCAACACCCAUGAUGUGAUCCUACACUCAUGACGAGAUCCUGCACCCAUUAUGAGAGACCCUACACCCAUGAUGAGACCUUACACCCAUAAUGAGAGAUUCUACACCCAUGAUGAGAUCCUACACCCAUGAUGAGAGACCCUACACCCAUGAUGAGAUCCUACACCCAUAAUGAGAGAUCCUACACCUAUGAUGAGACACCCUACACCCAUGAUGAGAUCAGAUCCUACGCCUACAUCAAGAUAAUGAAACCACACUGAGAUCCUGCGGCCCUGAUCAUGUCCUGCAUCCAUGCUGAGAUCCUGUGCCCAUCUGCAAGUCCUACACCUACACCAAGAUCCUGCUGCACUCACGCUGAGAUUCCACACCUACACCAAGAUCAUGGAAUCAUGGAAUGGUUGGGGUUCGAAGGAACCCAAAGGAUCAUGAACUUCCAACCCCCUGCCACAGGCAGGGCCACCAACCUCCACAUUCAAUACUAGACCAGGCUGCCCAGAGCCUCAUCCAACUUGGCCUUGAACACCUCCAUGGACGAGGCAUCCACAGCCUCUCUGGACAGCCUAUUCCAGCACCCAUGUUGAGAUCCUACACCCACACUGAGAUCCUACACCCAUAACAAUGUCCUGCAUCCCUGCUGAGUUCCUAUACACAUCCUAAGAUCCCACACCCAAGACCCUAUACUCACAUUGAGAUCCUACAAACCUAUGCUGAGAUUCUACGCCUACACCAAGAUCCUACACCCACGCUGAGAUCCUACAAUCAUGCUGAGAUCCCAUAUUUGUGCUGAGAUUCUGCAUCCACUUCCUCAGGAGGGGUCAAUAAAGUCGCUUUUCUCA